GGGCUGCUCCCAGCCACAACAGAGGCCUGGACAGAAAGGAAAUGCAAUUUGGCAGGGUCUUCCUGGACGCCACCCAACCUCAGGGUCUGUGGGAGCUGCAUGAGGUGCUGGCAAAGGCUGCUGACUGCAGAGCUCUGGGUGUGCCCUGCUCCUGUGUGCCAUGAGCAUGUGUGCCGUGCGUGUUGUGUGCCAUGUGCAUAUGCCACACUCCUGUGCCGUGUUGUGCAUACCAUGUGUACAUGCCCUGCUCCUGUGUGCUGUGCCUGUUGUGUGCCAUGCUCGUGUGUGUGCAUGUGUUUGUGCUGUAUGUGUGUGCUGUGGUCAUGCGUGUACCUCACGGGUCCUCCCUCACAGCACUGUGGGGAAGAGGCACCAGCUGGGGUGCACCUCUUGGUAAAUGUCCGCAAGGUCUGCCAGGCCCCAGCUGAAGUCAAGUGCCCCUCAGCUCUCCUCAGCGGAGGGUCUGCACCUGGAGCCUGGUGUGUCCCCAAGGGCACCCCCAAAGUGAGGCAGAGGAGGAGCCCCCCCUGCACAGAGGAGCAGGAGGUCCAGCCUUGAGCUCCAUCCCCAGCAGGAGCCACCUGUGUGCCUGCCAGGCAGGAGUGGUCAGCAGCAUGAGGACAGCUGGCCAUGCAACUCCUACAGCUUCCAGGCAUCAGACGCCAGCAGGGCAGAGACCCUCAAGGAACACUGCUCCAAAGCAGGCUGUGAGGUCACUGCCGCCACUGCAGAACCCUCCCCACCCAGCUGCAGGGUGGAGGCCUGACUAGCCGGCUGCCCUCCACUCCUGACAGCACAGCCUUGAGUUGGAAGCCUGACGCUCCCAGGGCUGGGUAGGAGGUGUUUCUGUGCCUGUGAAAAGCCUAGAGCUGGGUGUCUCUGCACCCCUCCCACAGCAGCUGAGACCCCGGAGCCCUCCAGGCCCCCCACUCCUGCUCCUCACCACAGCCUGCCGGGCAGCUCAAGAAAUGGAGGGUGCCGAGGGGCUCGGGCACAGGCAGGGAACAAGUCCAAGGCCAGUGGCUGAGCACAGCCCGCCUGCAGAUCAGUGUUGGCUGCAGAGCCUGGCAGUGGCCUCAGGAAGUCUGAGGUGCACAAACCUUCAGGCCUGGAAAUCAAGGACUGCCACCAGGGCCCCAGGACGUGGUAGGUUCUCCUGGAAUGGCCUGCUCUGGGCGCUGGCCAUGAAGAUGGCCGUGGAGGAGAUCAACAACCAGUCAGACCUGCUGCCAGGGCUGCGCCUGGGCUACGACCUCUUUGACACGUGCUCGGAGUCCGUGGUCACCAUGAAACCCAGCCUCAUGUUCCUGGCCAAGGUGAACAGCCACGACAUCGCCGCCUAUUGCAACUACACGCAGUACCAGCCCCGAGUGCUGGCCGUCAUCGGGCCCCACUCGUCAGAGCUCGCCCUGGUCACGGGGAAAUUCUUUGGCUUCUUCCUCAUGCCCCAGGUCAGCUAUGGGGCUAGCAUGGACCUGCUGAGCACCCGGGAGACCUUCCCCUCCUUCUUCCGCACGGUGCCCAGUGACCGUGUGCAGCUGAUGGCCACCGUGGAGCUGCUGCAGCAGCUUGGCUGGAACUGGGUGGCCGCCCUGGGCAGCGACGACGAAUACGGCCGGCAGGGCCUCAGCAUCUUCUCAGGCCUGGCUGCGGCACGCGGCAUCUGCAUUGCACACGAGGGCCUGGUGCCGCUGCCCCGUGCCGACGGCCUGUGGGUGGGCAAGGUGCAGGAGCUGCUGCCCCAGGUGAACCAGAGCAGCAUACAGGUGGUGCUGCUGUUUGCCUCCGCGCAUGCUGCCCACGCCUUCUUCAGGCACAGCAUCAACCGCAGGCUCUUGCCCAAGGUGUGGGUGGCCAGCGAGGCCUGGCUAACCUCUGACCUGGUCAUGGGGCUGCCCGGCAUGGCCGAGGUGGGCACAGUGCUUGGCUUCCUGCAGAGGGGUGCCCAGCUGCCCAAGUUCCCCCAGUACGUGAAGACGCACCUGGCCCUGGCCGCUGACCCGGCUUUCUGCGCCUCGCUGAGCGAGAGGGAACAGGGCCUGGAGGAGCACGUGGUGGGCCCACGCUGCCCGCAGUGUGACGAUGUCACACUGCAGAACAUGUCCACCAGGCUGCAGCACCACCAGACGUUCUCUGUCUACGCAGCUGUGUACAGUGUGGCCCAGGCCCUGCACAACACCCUGCGCUGCAACGCCUCGGGCUGCCCCAAGCAGGACCCUGUGAAGCCCUGGCAGCUCCUGCAGAACAUGUACAACAUGACCUUCCACGCGGCUGGGCUGGCGCUGCGUUUUGACAGCAGCGGGAACGUGGACGUGGAGUAUGACCUGAAGCUGUGGGUGUGGCGGGGCCCAGUGCCUGAGCUGCAUGACGUGGGCGUCUUCAACGGCAGCCUCUGGCCGGAGCGCCUCAAGAUGCGCUGGCACACACCCGACAACCAGGAGCCCGUGUCCCAGUGCUCGCGGCAGUGCCAGGAGGGCCAGGUGCGCCGGGUCAAGGGCUUCCACUCCUGCUGCUACGACUGUGUAGACUGUGAGGCAGGCAGCUACCGACGCAACCCAGACGACCCCACCUGCACCCCUUGCCGCCACGACCAGUGGUCCCCGGAGCGGAGCACACGCUGCUUCCGCCGCAGGCCUCGGUUCCUGACAUGGAGCGAGCCGGCUGUGCUGCUGCUGCUCCUGCUGCUGGGCCUGGCACUGGGGCUUGUGCUGGCUGCCCUGGGGCUGUUCAUUCACCAUCGGGACAGCCCACUAGUUCAGGCCUCAGGGGGGGGCCUGGCCUGCUUCGGCCUGGUCUGUCUGGGCCUGGUAUGCCUUAGCGUCCUCCUGUUCCCUGGGCAGCCCAGCCCUGCCCGCUGCCUGGCCCAGCAGCCCUUAUCCCAUCUCCCACUUACAGGCUGCCUGAGCACGCUCUUCCUGCAGGCAGCCGAGACCUUUGUGGAAUCGGAGCUACCUCAGAGCUGGGCAGACCGGGUGCGGGGCUGCCUGCGGGGUUCCCGGGCCUGGCUGGCAGUGUUGCUGGCCAUGCUGGUGGAGGCCGCACUGUGUGCCUGGUACCUGCUGGCCUUUCCACCGGAGGUGGUGACAGACUGGCGCGUGCUGCCCACAGAGGCACUGGUACACUGUUGCACACGAUCCUGGGUCAGCUUCGGCCUGGUGCAUGCCACCAAUGCCAUACUGGCCUUCCUCUCUUUCCUGGGCACCUUCCUGGUGCAGAGCCAGCCUGGCCGCUACAACCGCGCCCGUGGCCUCACCUUUGCCAUGCUGGCCUAUUUCAUCACCUGGGUCUCCUUCGUGCCCCUCCUGGCCAACGUGCAGGUGGCCCUCAGGCCCGCCAUGCAGAUGGGCGCCUUCCUGCUUUGCACCCUGGGCAUCCUGGCCGCCUUCCACCUGCCGAGAUGUUACCUGCUCCUGUGGCAGCCGGGGCUCAACACCCCCGAGUUCUUCCUGGGAGGGGCCCGGAUGCCCAACGCUGGAAUGGCGGUGGGGACAGAGGAAGCUCAGGGAAAAAUUGAGUGACCCUGACCCCUGUGACCUCAGCCCCGGUGAACCCAGAACUAGUUGAGAUGUCUCCUAAGCCAGCAAUGACCAGUGUCCCCUACAGACUCUCCAGCUCUAGAUUCUGACCCUGGGUUGUUGCCUGACCCUGACCCCACAGUGAUCCCUGAGCCUGUAGCAUGUGGACACCCCUAUGACCAUCUGGGCCCCAGAGCUGAGUUCUGUCGCUGUCCCUCUCCACCCAGACUAGGACUGCCCAGGUGACCCAGCCCCACCAUUCCAGGACACCUGGAGGGCUUCCAGCAUCCCCAAAACCCACCCUGUGAGCUCAGGAAAAAGAUGCAGGAAGGUCCCUAGCCAGAUGGCUGGAAGCCCAUGCCCCUUGGGGGGGGCCCACCCACCCAGCAUCGGACCCAGGCACCAGAGUAGUUGGAGGCUGGGUGUGGGGACACAGGCAUUCGCACAGCACAGACCCCCCUCCUCAGGUGGGAGUGGCACCUGGCUUCUUUCUCUGCCCCUGGCCCAGUGGGUAGUGUCAUGACUCACCAGAACAAAGGACAGAGCCCAAGUGGGGUUGGUGCAGGGACCUGGAGCCAAGAACCAGCACCAUGGACAGAAAACUGCACACCAGAGUCCAAGGUCAGCAACCCCCCAGGCCCACACAGGGUCCCAGGGGCAGCUCCCAGCAGGGCCCCGUGGAGGCCUGACCAGUCCCCUACGCCUCAUUCCAAGUCAGCCCAGCCAGACAGAAGGGGCACAGGCUACAUGUCCGUCCCAUAAAAUUAAAUGCUUUUUAGUGUUUAAAAUAAACAGCAUUUACACAGAA
Messenger RNA from Callithrix jacchus (white-tufted-ear marmoset), 4323 nucleotides. It is a transcript of the gene TAS1R3, whose product is annotated as taste 1 receptor member 3. Gene Ontology annotation, cellular component: plasma membrane. NCBI's taxonomy places the organism in Eukaryota, Metazoa, Chordata, Mammalia, Primates, Cebidae. The record is from RefSeq and is a predicted model, not a curated record. Gene Ontology annotation, biological process: sensory perception of sweet taste; G protein-coupled receptor signaling pathway; sensory perception of umami taste. Gene Ontology annotation, molecular function: G protein-coupled receptor activity; sweet taste receptor activity.